GUGGGGCCGCCCAGAUCGACAGCCUUCUACUGCUUCCCAGUCAAGCCCAUCGACCGGUCGGCGGCCUACCCCCGCCACAAUGACCUCCACCGUGGCCGAAUCCAGCCCCAGACCCGCCGGCACCUACACCUUCUCCAGCCGGCCCCGAGCCCUGCCCUGCCAGCGCCGCCGCUACCGGGAGUGCUUCGGGUCGUCAGAAGAAGAACCUAUUCGCUAUGGAAACAUUAUGUACGACAGAAGGGUUAUACGAGGCAACACUUAUGCUCUACAUUCAUUUCCACCGACUACUCAACCCGAUCCCAUUGAACUCCAAAGACAGCAAGAGAUCAAGAGAAAAGCUCUUGCCAGAAAGCGAGCCAGAGAACAUCUUCGACUAAGAAGUCCUGAACCUGUAGAAGGCAGAAAACAUGUUGAUGUACAGACAGAGUUAUACCUAGAAGAGCUUGCUGACCGCAUAAUAGAAGUUGAUAUGGAAUGUCAAACUGAUGCAUUUCUGGACAGACCACCAACACCACUCUUUAUCCCAGCCAAAACUGGCAGAGAUGUAGCCACCCAAAUACUAGAAGGCGAGCUGUUUAACUUUGACAUCGAAGUCAAGCCGAUGUUGGAAGUCUUGGUGGGAAAGACCAUUGAACAAGCUUUGCUGGAAGUCCUGGAAGAAGAAGAAUUGGCUGAACUACGGAUGCAUCAACAGCGGUUCGAAGAAUUACGGAAUCUGGAACUUGCAGAAGUCCAGCGGCUCGAAGAACAGGAGAGGCGCCACCAGAAGGAGAAGGAACGUCGCAGACAGCAACAACUAGCAGUAUUACACAAACAGAAUGAGACUUCACAGAAAAUUGCAGCUCGAGCAUAUGCUAAGAUUUACUUGGCUGACCUCCUUCCAUCUGUCUUUGGCAAUCUCAGAGAUAAUGGUUAUUUCUAUGAUCCUAUAGAAAGAGAUAUUGAGAUUGGAUUUCUACCCUGGUUGAUGCAUGAAGUAGAUAAGACAAUGGAAUACCAAACGGUGGGAAGAGUAGUACUUGACAUGAUGAUUCGUGACGUGGUUGAAAAUAGGUUGAAAAUGUUUGAACAGCUUGGAGUUAAAGAGUCAAAGAGUAUCCCUGAUGAGAAUGACAAAGAAAGGAAAGAAUCAUUGGGAACAGGAGCUGAACAAGUCAUAGAGGAUGUCAACCAACAGGAUUCACAGCAGACAAAUGGUUCCCUGGAGAAGAAGCCAUCUGCAGAAGGGAAGCUGUCUAUGGAGAGGAAGCCAUCUGCAGAAAGGAAGCAGUCUACAGAAAAGGAUUCCUUGGAGAAAAGUGCAUCUUUGGAGAAGAAGAAAUCAGUAGAGAAAGUACCAUCUGAGGAGAUUGAGCCAUGAAACCAAGGGACAGCCAAACCAUCAAAUAAUCAGGAGACCUUCAUUCAGGAAGAUCAUUUAUCGUGCUUCGGGAAAAGAAAAGGUUUAACAGCAGUUUUCUGGACUCAGCUACUCACUGUGAAAAUUGUCUUG
Messenger RNA from Vombatus ursinus (common wombat), 1492 nucleotides. RefSeq names its product radial spoke head protein 3 homolog B-like. Bases 80 to 1360 code for a protein of 426 amino acids. NCBI's taxonomy places the organism in Eukaryota, Metazoa, Chordata, Mammalia, Diprotodontia, Vombatidae. The record is from RefSeq and is a predicted model, not a curated record. Gene Ontology annotation, cellular component: cilium. The transcript is spliced from 9 exons.